Raphanus sativus (radish) is the source of this 1156-nucleotide messenger RNA. RefSeq names its product agamous-like MADS-box protein AGL18. Gene Ontology annotation, biological process: positive regulation of transcription by RNA polymerase II. NCBI's taxonomy places the organism in Eukaryota, Viridiplantae, Streptophyta, Magnoliopsida, Brassicales, Brassicaceae. Gene Ontology annotation, molecular function: protein dimerization activity; DNA-binding transcription factor activity, RNA polymerase II-specific; RNA polymerase II cis-regulatory region sequence-specific DNA binding. The record is from RefSeq and is a predicted model, not a curated record. Gene Ontology annotation, cellular component: nucleus. Bases 127 to 936 code for a protein of 269 amino acids. The transcript is spliced from 9 exons.
AGCCAAACCAAACAAGGCGUUAUAAAAGGGGGAAGGGGAAAGAAAGUUCCAAAAGAAGGAAGAAGCAAAUUAGCAAAGCCACCAAAAAUGGAAAACUGCUACUUAUAGUAACUCUAUCUUUUUUCUAUGCAAUACCCUAAUUUUGAUUCAGAGAAGAAGAAGAUGGGGAGAGGAAGGAUAGAGAUAAAGAAGAUUGAGAAUGUGAACAGUCGUCAAGUCACUUUCUCCAAGAGACGUAAUGGGCUGAUGAAGAAGGCCAACGAGCUUUCCAUCCUCUGCGACGCCGAGGUCGCCGUCAUCGUCUUCUCCAGCACCGGCAAGGCUUACGAUUUCUCCAGCGGAAGUAUGGAGCACAUUCUCUCUAGAUAUGGAUACAGUGCUGUGACGGCUGGUCAUAGACAAAGAGAAGAAGGCCAACAACUUCUACUUUGUUCUUCUUCUCAAGAAAAUGGCGAUGUGUUGCGGACAGAUGAAUCUUUGAGGAGUGAACUUGAGAGAUUACAGCUUGCAAUUGAGAGGCUCAAGGGUAAGGAGCUUGAGGGUAUGAGUUUCUCGGAUCUUGUUUCUCUUGAAAACACGCUGAAUGAUAGCUUGCAUAGCGUCAAGGAUCGAAAGACACAAAUCCUGCUCAACCAGGUGGAAAGAUCCAGGUUACAGGAGAAGAGAGCAUUGGAAGAGAACCAGCUUUUGCGCAAACAGAUAGAGUUGUUUGGAUCAGGACCCAAACCGCUGAGUGAAAUAACUCCAUUCUCUAGCCCGCAAGAAGAGCCUGAGAGCUCUUCAUCAGACGACGAUGACGAAAAUGACAACGAGGAGCUCCAGUCCAACACUUCCUUGCAGCUGGGGUUGGCUUCAUCAGCGUACUUUGCAAAGAGAAAGAAGCCAAAGAUUGAACCUCUCUGCGACAACUCUGGAAGUCAAGUGGCUUCUGAUUGAUCAAUUAGUAUUUUCCUAGUUAUGGUGUUUAGUAGAGGUUUUAUUGUGCAUUCUCCUUUUGUUUCAUGCCUGGUCUUUUGGUGUACAUCGUAUCAAGUAGAGUUUUAUGUUCUUAGGUAAUCAAAUGUUAGUUUCUCUUGUUAAAAGUUUCUAACAGAGAAGAAACAGAAGUUGAGAAUGAAUCAGGACAAGAAACUUGCAUCCAGUUUUUUUAUUUCAC